CAACAAUCGGUAUAUUUUGGCUACCCUGUAUUUAAUGUCAUCGCGCAAUACUAAAGCGAAAAUCAACAAACCAGCACUUGUGAUCAGAAAAGACAAACUCCGCUAUGGCUCUAUUGUCUGCAAUCAAAGGAAAACUGAUUUCGGUCAUCGGUGAUGAGGACACUUGCGUUGGUUUUUUGCUGGGGGGAAUCGGAGAAAUUAACAAAAAUCGUCACCCCAAUUUUAUGGUCGUCGAUAAGAACACUGCCGUUAGUGAGAUCGAGGACUGCUUCAAGCGUUUCCUUAAACGUGACGAUAUCGAUAUCAUUUUGAUUAAUCAGAACUACGCCGAAAUGAUUCGGCACGUGAUCGAUGCCCAUACUUCGCCAACACCUGCUGUGCUGGAGAUUCCCUCGAAGGAUCACCCCUACGAUGCAAGCAAAGAUUCUAUUCUGAGGCGUGCAAAGGGUAUGUUCAAUCCGGAUGAUAUGAUCGCAAACCGUGGUUAAGUGCAUUGUAUAUAUUAUACCUAUAAAAAUUUUGCGUGAUGUUCAGUCCAAUAAAAUCAUUCCGCGUCGUGUUGUAAUCAUGUCUAAAA
Malaya genurostris is the source of this 577-nucleotide messenger RNA. RefSeq names its product V-type proton ATPase subunit F (gene Vha14-1). Gene Ontology annotation, cellular component: proton-transporting V-type ATPase, V1 domain; membrane. Gene Ontology annotation, biological process: proton transmembrane transport. The transcript is spliced from 5 exons. The record is from RefSeq and is a predicted model, not a curated record. The coding region runs from base 105 to 488 and encodes 127 amino acids. NCBI's taxonomy places the organism in Eukaryota, Metazoa, Arthropoda, Insecta, Diptera, Culicidae. Gene Ontology annotation, molecular function: proton-transporting ATPase activity, rotational mechanism.